UGUUGUAUUAACAUUCACCAUCGUGUUGGGUUUCUCCAGUGACGGAUUUUGAUUGUGGAUUGGUUGAAUAAAAAUUGGGGAUUGUUUAUUGAAGGCGUAGGAUUAAGGCUUAAGUGAACAGUUACCACUUCAGAUUAACAGUAGAUGAAUUGUUGAGGUUGUGUGUGUGGCUAUAUUGCCAUGUGCUUUAAAUAAGUUUUCGGACCAUUUGAGACAUUUACAAGGGUAAAAGCCUACUUAAUAGUUUUUUUUCUUUUCUUGUGGAUGUUUAAUAUUUUUGGCUUACUCCUUACAGUGUUUUAAUGAGCCGGAUGUAGAUAUAUUUCUAAGAAUGUAUCUGGUUUCAGUAACUAUUUCAAUAGCAAUAUCUCAUGUAUUUAUUUAUUUUCCAGCAAACAGUGAUUGUCUAAAAGCAUUUGACCCUGUGUGUGUGUUUGUGUGUGUGUGUGUGUGUUUGUGUGCCUGUGGGUCUGUGCUUAUAUAUAUACAUGUGCACGUGUCUUGCUUUGUCAGCACUCUCCACAGUUUCGAGCUGAGAAAGUUCAAAGGUUAAGCCCUUAAGGAUUUGACUUUCUAUUUGCUCUUUGUAAGAAGCGGCAGCUCAGCCUGGGUCUCUUUCUAGGAAAAAAAAACGCCAUCCUCACCACCCCGCAGAAUCAGCUGGGGGCUUAAAGUUUACAUAAUGGCCGCGAGGGCUGGACCCCAGCCAAAUUCAACACACAGAACCAUACACAUACACGUCUCAUUCCUCUGCUCACUCCUCCCCAAACCCGUGACAGAUAAUGUGCCCCAGUUUUUCUCCAGUUGAUUUACUAGAAGUACAUGAGAAAUUUGUCAAAAAUUCAACACAGACACGAGCAUCAAAAAAGCCAUAAUACUUGAUUGUUGGGUUUUUUUUUUAUGGUUGCACUGAGCUGCCUUAAUGUUCCACAGGCUGUGUAACAUUCCUAUGGCAUUAGAGAAUUUGAGACACACUUUUUCAGAGCUGUAAAUAUCCUCAAUUUUAUAGAUCAUCCUUUUUUCUGGGAGCCAGAGGGGAUGAGAGGAACAGCGAGCCCUCUGACAAGGACCAGUUCCUGGAAACAAUUUCCAUGUUCCAGAGUUUCCUAGAAAACUGGAAAUUGAAAAUGGGGACAAUGUCGACCACACAUCCUCUCGUGGAUCAGGCAGUCUUAUUCACUUCCAGCAGCCAUCUAAUCCGAGCUCUCCUAAUCACCCUGACGAUGAUGUCGAUCUAGAGGCUUUGGUGAAUGACAUGACCUCCAUGUCGCCCUAUGGGGGCCUCUACUCUUUUAAGACGCAGCACUCUGACACUGUCCCUCUCUUGCACAAUGGCCAAGGCACUGGUGUCCAGAUUAACAGGGUUGGUCUUCCGCCACAUGCGUCAAAUAUCCAAGCGAAGGCUACUCACUCACCUGCCCAGAAAGCCUGCCGCUCCCAACCUGUCCACAUACUGGCUGUUAGAAGGCUACAGCAAGAGGAGCAGCAGGUUCGCCCUGCAUCUCUGCCAGCAAUCCCCAACCCUUUCCCUGAGCUAUGCAGCCCUGCAGGUUCCCCGAUACUCAGCAGUGGUUUGAUGCCACAGCCAUCAGAUGUGCAUGGUCAUGGGGAGCCUGGAGCCUAUCUCAGGGGACUUGGGGCACAAGGCAGGGGACACCCUGGGCAGGGUGCCAACCCAUCACAGAUCAUCAAGGUCUUUAGUGAAGAUGGUGUUGGGAAGGUGGUGGAAGUUCCUGCUCACAUGACAGCCAGAGAUGUGUGUCAGCUCCUGGUUUAUAAGAGUCACUGCCUGGAUGACAACUGCUGGACUUUAGUAGAGCAUCAUCCGUUGCUUGGACUAGAGAGGUGUUUGGAGGACCAUGAACUGGUGGUUCAGGUGCAGGCCUGCAUGUCUGCAGAGAGUAAGUUCCUCUUCAGGAAGAACUAUGCCAAGUACGAGUUCUUCAGAAACCCACUGAAUUUCUUCCCAGAACAAAUGGUGGCGUGGUGUCAAGAGUCCAAUGGCACAAUUCCCCCAUCUCAGCUUCUGCAGAAUUUCUUGAAUUCCAGCCGCUGCCCUGAGAUCCAGGGCUUUCUUUACAUGAAGGAGACAGGCCGCAAGUCCUGGAAGAAGCUUUACAUGUUCCUGCGCCGCUCUGGCCUCUACUACUCCACUAAAGGAAUAUCCAAGGAGCCCAGGCAUCUGCAGUUGCUGUCAGAUCUGGAAGAGAACAGCGUGUUCACCAUGACGACAGGCAAGAAAGUGCAUAACGCUCCCACAGACUACCAGUUCUGCAUUAAGCCUACUAAGGGCACAACAGAGCUGAAAGAUCUGAAGAUGCUCUGUGCUGAGGAUGAGCAGAGCAGAACAUGCUGGAUGACUGGCUUCAGAGUGUUUAAGUAUGGAAUUCUGCUUUACCAGAACUACAAGAUCCCUCACCAAAGACAGUCACCAGUCUCAAACUUCACAACACCAGUGAGGAGUGUGUCAGAGAAUUCUCUGGUUGCCAUGGAUUUCUCGGGGAGGACAGGCCGUGUGAUUGACAAUCCUGUGGAAGCAAUGAGUGCAGCGAUGGAGGAGGGACACACUUGGAGAAAACGAAGUCAGCGAAUGAAUGUAUCGGGCCAUCCUAGUUCCCCUCAUCCAUCCUCUUUAAAUUCAGUGAUCCACCGAACACAACUGUGGUUCCACGGCCGCAUCAUGAGAGAGGAAUCCCACCGUAUGAUGAUGCAGCAGGGUCAGGUGGACGGGUUGUUUCUUUUGCGGGAUAGUCAGAGCAACCCAAAGGCUUUUGUUCUCACUCUGUGCCAUCACCAGAAGGUCAGACACUUCCAGAUCUUGCCUUAUGAAGAGGAUGGUCAGAUCUUCUACAGCCUUGAUGAUGGUUCCACCAAGUUCACAGACCUGAUCCACCUUGUAGAAUUCUACCAACUUAACAGAGGAGUCCUACCCUGCAAACUCAAACACCCCUGCACCAUGGUGGCCUUAUGACCCCUCUCAUACACUUUGGAUCGAACUGUCAUUACAUCCUUGCACCCACGGCUGAGAACAAAGAAAAAGACCAACCCAGUUUCUCAGUGUCCCUCUCCCCUGAUAAGCUGACACUUUUGAUGUGAAGAACAUUUUCUGAUUCUUUUAUAUCUUGCCUCUGGGAUUGUCGCAGAACUGACGGCUCACAUUGUCCAGUUAAUAUAACACUGCCAACUUAUUUCUCAUUCUCCAAGCCAGUGUCGGUCACCUCAAGAUUUCAUCCAAUAGAAGGCCUCAGUGUCAUCAUGCAGAAGAUACUCUCACAAUUGCGAAAAGAUCUGAUCAGAUCUGAUCAGCUCACCAUCAUUUCUGUUGCUUAUGCCUUGUAAUGUUACUUGAUAAUCUUUGAUUGGUAUUUGUGAGAUUGCUGAUGUUUUCUUACCUAGUAUUUUGCACUUUCAAGCUGAAAACGGGUGGCCCACUUUACCGUUAACAUGCCCCUGUCCUCAUUUCAUUCCCCCUCCUUCCCCUGGCCUCAUGGUGAAUAAGCCUCAGUGGGGAAUUCCUGUGUGGUAAUUGGAUUACAGCACAAGACAGACUUUCACUGAGCCCUGUCGGAGCUUCCUAUUGACAAGAUUACAGCUGAUUGCUGAUACACCGAGUUAUGGAUCAGCAGACCUGAAAUGCUAAUUAUCAUCUCAUCUGUUGCAUUGUGCUCAAUCCAAGCUAUUCUUCACCAUGUCCUCUUUGCCUUAGAGACAUAAGCACACUGGGAUAAGGCUGCGCUACGGCCUGUGAAUAUGGAGACUGAGACGUGCCACAGGGAAGUUCCACAUGUUGCACAUCUGGCUAGAGAAAUUAAUUUGGAUAAAAUGCAUCUUUUUAAUUAUCUUAGGGGGACAAAAAGUCACUUUUAAUUGAAGUGCAAUAUUUUUUAAGUACAGCCUAUGGGGGAGUUAAGGAAACCUGACCCAGGCCCUGCGUGGCCGCCUUAAAAACUUGAUCCACGCUCAAGUUGCUGAUGUUGACUACCCAGAGCACAAUCACUGAGUUAAACGAUUAGCCCUCUUAUGGCUAUGUAGCAAGUUUUUUUUUUUUGGAAUUAUUUCUACGAAAUCCUGUAUAGUUAUAAAUAAGAAUUACCUUUAGUUCAUUUUGCUGUCCUUGAGCCACAUGAACAUAUGAAAGGUGUAAAAAGGCCCCAUUUGUAGCUUGAAUUAACAUGUGAUCUGAUCAGUUACAAAGCACCAUUAAAUAAAGUGUAAAUGCACACAGAAUGCUUUAUGAUCAGUAUAUGAUUAGAUCAGUCAGACCAGGGGUGUCAAAAGUCCGGCCCCAGGGCCCCAGGGCCCGAGGGUGGACAGACGUUAACCUCCCCGUGGCUUUUCUCAUGUACGAUCGGAGGCCCACAAGCCAAAACUUUGCACUUCUUCCUUUCACCUGAUGGUGGCAGCAGACUGUGUUAACACAGCUAGCUAAAUUGCAAGUGCCUGAUUUUCUCUGACUACACCUGCGAAUGAAUUAAUUUACUGAAUAAUAUUUAGUCGUGGCUACAGACAAAAAGCACAAUGUUAACAGUGAGGAAGGGCGAUUUCAAAAGAGCUAGAAACAAGAAUACUUUUUUUCAUUGAGAGCCAUAGCAAAUGCGCGUGCUUCAUAUGUCAAGAGACUUUUCUGGUAAUUUAAUAUCAUGAGACAUUAUGAAACAAAACAUGAGGAUGAGAGGGCAAAGAACCUGAAGCAGCUGGAAGCUGUCCUGGCAAAAGGGUACAGAACAUUACUAGAGCUAAUAAGUGGUGCUGCUUCUAACCCUUAAGCAUGGAAUACCUUUGGUGAAUCCUUGAAAGAGUCCUUAACUAAAGUGGUCAAUGUCAUUUUUCUCGAAAAGAAGCACGAAUUGAUGAAUAUCGUCUUGUGUUUCACAAUAAUAGCUGUCAGGUGAUAACCCUGCUGCAGUUAUUCCACUAAAAUUAAAACUAUAUUGGAGCUCUGAAAUAAUAUUUUGGUGACGGGCCCUGAAAAAAUCUGGAAAAAGAUUUGGACACCCCUGAGUCAGACCACCUCCAGAGGUCUCACAUUGGCUUCGCAUCUCAGCAGGUGUAAAUAAAAAUCUGUGUUUGCAUUAUGCUAGUAUUGAGGACAAAUUCUGCCAAAAAUCCACCAUAAAUAAUUCACGGUUGCCAGAAACAAGGCCUGGAAUUGUUUAUGUUUCCGACUUACAGGCUGUCAGUGAUGACGCCUUCCUGCUUACUCCAGCAUGUUAACAGCUGGCAACACUUUCCCUAGCUAGCUGGCAUAUUUGCAAAAUUAUGUGGGGGGGGAACUAAAAUCUGAGUACAAUGUGUUUAAGUGCAAGUGCGAGUCUGGAUGGUUCAUUAUCCAGAUAUUGAUAUAGAGAUGUUAAUGCACAUGUUAAUGUGAGAUACAAAUGGAGCCAAAGAGAAAAUGUGCACAAACUCAAAGAAGAAUGUUUGCAGUGUUGGGAGUACUGAGUGCAAUUAGCAAUGCUCUGUCUGUGUGACAUCAUUCCAUGAGGUGAUCUGCUCCUGCACCUAGUUUUGAUGGACAAAUAGUGCAAGCUUCAGUAUACAGACCUGUGAAUAUGCCACGGUAACAAUGCGGCAGAAUCCUCCAUGUCCUACACUGGCCCAGCAAGACUUAAGCUAUAACCAUCUCCUACAGUUUGAUAAACUCAUUCAGCCGACUGUUAAACUGCUGACACUGAAGUACACACGUCUAAUAGAUGGUAGAGCAUGUGAUCGAGAGAUGUACGUUAGUCAGUUUUCUAAUACGCAGAUAAAACCUGGUGCUACACCAAGCAACUUCUCAACAGAAUUCAGUAGAAUAAUUGAGUUUGUGCUUAAUCUGUGUCUGGAAAAUCCCAGUAUUUCUUCAGUGGCGAACUUGAAUAAUGUGUUUUAAAUAUACUCAAGAACAGCGCCAUGCUGGUAGAAAAGUACAAUCUUGGUCAUUUAAUCACAGACCUACAGAGUAGUAAGUAUGUAACGCAUGGUCUAUGGGGCGCAUCCUCUAGUCAAGCCUCCAUGAUCCCAAGCUGAUUAGACUGUACAGUAAGACCAGACUGAGACGUGAUCUCUGCAACAGGAGCCUGCAACAAUAAACUAUUUAAUCAGCUCAUAUACAGCGCGCAGCUGGUCUCCUGAAGGAUGGGCUUUUUGUGAAUCCUGUGUGCAGUUACAUGCAGUGCAAACAGCUUUAGUAGCAAUAUUUUUUAUUUCUGAGUGUGUGAAGCUAAAGCUCUAGAUCUAACACUGUAUCAAUGCUAUCUACAAAUAUUAUAUAAAUGGGUUGGGCUCCCAAACGAAAUGAAGACUGUAUUGUUACAUGGAUGUUGUGUACUUUGCAUACUCCCUCUCAGUGAUUUGUAUCAGUGUGCCUACUAUAAUGAUAUUAUCUGUUCUCAUUUGUAUGUCACGAAAGCCUUUUUAUAAAACAUUAUAUUAAGCUA
This is a messenger RNA of Pangasianodon hypophthalmus (striped catfish), 6419 nucleotides long. RefSeq names its product growth factor receptor-bound protein 10a (gene grb10a). Gene Ontology annotation, molecular function: insulin receptor binding. Bases 1256 to 2971 code for a protein of 571 amino acids. Gene Ontology annotation, biological process: insulin receptor signaling pathway; negative regulation of insulin receptor signaling pathway; negative regulation of Wnt signaling pathway. The record is from RefSeq and is a predicted model, not a curated record. The transcript is spliced from 17 exons. Lineage: Eukaryota; Metazoa; Chordata; Actinopteri; Siluriformes; Pangasiidae.